Molecule: messenger RNA, 5322 nt
Organism: Trichomycterus rosablanca
Lineage: Eukaryota; Metazoa; Chordata; Actinopteri; Siluriformes; Trichomycteridae
Gene: cfap74
Product: cilia and flagella associated protein 74
Exons: 39
Coding region: 70-5133 (1687 amino acids)
Source: RefSeq, a predicted model, not a curated record
AUGGAAACACUGCAAACAGCGACUCGAGCUAAGCUAAAAGUUUGAUCAGUUGUAAACAUCAACAUUGGUAUGGAGGAAAGUGCCUCUGAAGUCUUUCCAGAAGCUUCUGAUGCUUCACCUAAAGCACCACAAAAUACCUGGACAGAUGAAGACACAGAAGAUGACGAAGAAGAUGGAACUUGGGACGAAGUGUUCAACACUGAAGACAGCUUUCCCUCAGAGUUCUUUCUGAAUUUGGAAGACCCAGAAUGGGAAAAGAGCAAGUCUGGAGAUAUGAAGCUUGAUGAAAGAAAGAUGAGUAACAUGGACAGGUCCUGGAAGCUCAAGCUGAGAAAAGGCCUUAACCAGUUGGACAGCUUUUACAAGCAGAAGGAGCUCAAUGUGCUAAAAGCUAGGGAAGAGCUGAACACUUGUCACCACUACAUAACUGAGCUGGAACAACAGAAAAACGACUUGGAAAUUGACAUUGAAAAGGAGAAGCAGGUGGACAAUAGCGCAGCCGUAUUCCGCCUACGUGCCCGUCACAAGUGUGUGUGUACAGAACUUCAAGCAACGGAGGAGCUCGAGGCUCAUCUGGCCAUGGUCGUACAGGAGCACGAACUGGAGUUGUGUCAGGUGGAGAUAGAACUCGGUCAGUUUCUGAAUCUACGACAUCAGGUGGAGCAAGACGAAAAGACCUUACAAAUCCAAAAACAUGAGAAGUACACUCAAAGAAUCCAGAGGGAGAAGAACAUGGCCAAGAACGCCAAACUAAAAGCACAGCGGGACAAAAGAGAGCAGGAGACGAUCGAGCAAAAGAAAGCUGAGCUUGAUCAGAGGAAGCAGGAUCAGGCAUUGAUAAAUCGAAAGAAAGCAGUUGUCUUCCUCAAACAGACUCUUAAGAGGAUACAUGAGAAAGAGGAAGAGAGAGAGAAAAAGAGAAAGGAACUAAUAAAAAAGAGAAUGGAUGCAGCAGCAUCACUGAAGGCCAAUAUAUCAGCCAAUCAGGAAGCUCUACGGCUGAGACAGGUGAAGGAGAAAGCUCAGUUGCAGAAGCUGAGAGAGGAUGAGAACCACCAAAUGCAGUCAAUGCACGCGGCAGGGAUGAACAGCAUUAAGAUUUUUCACACGCAUAAAGCACAGGAGGGCCACAACAGAAAACAGGAGGAAUUUCAAGAGAGGCAAAAAGCCAGGCGUAUGGAGAUAAGAUCCAAACUGCUCCUGGAGGAUACACAGAAGGAGAGAGAAGUAAAGCGUCAAGCUCUCCAUCAUCCUUCCUCACCACCGCAUGUUAUGCAGAGCAUGGCUCUAAAGCGACAAGAACUGUGGCUGUUGCAGAGUUUACUGCCUCCAUCAGCACCACCAAAAAGAGAGACAAUUCAAGAGAGGUGCUUAACCCACCCUGCAUCAUCUCCGGCCAGCUCUAGAAGUGGCAGCAGUUCUCCGGAUUCCAUGGAGGAACUAGACCAGAGGGCCUGUGGAUUGACUGUGAAUGAGGCAGCCAUGGACCGGGAAGGAGAGAGAGAGUGCCUGGUUCAGCCUGAGUUUACUGGUCUCUGGAAUCGCAAGCACAAAGAUUACAAGUGCCGCUCAGAUGAAGACAUUCCACUCCAAGCAUCUCUUUUGAGGUCUAUGAAAGCUAGUCCAGACAAACCUCUGACUUCCAAGGCUGUCAAAAAAGCUCCAGGUGUCAAAGAGAUGAAAGGUCCAUCAUUCGUCAGCAAACCAGAAAUUGUCAUGUUUAAGGAUUUUGACCUUGAAAAGACCUACAGGAAAAAGGUUGUGCUUACAAAUGUCUUAACUAGCACAAAUUACUGCAGAUUUGUGGAAGUUUCACAGAAUCUUGUGGAUUUCAUAUCUAUAAGUUUCGAACCCCCUGGGCCAAUGUCUGCAGGCAUGGCAUGUGAACUGGAGGUUGUCUUCAAAUCUUUGCUGAAUGAAGAUUUGGAUGGUGAAAUCCAGUUUCAGUCAGCUACUGGCUAUUUUUCUGUCAUCAUUAAAUGCAGAAUCAAAAAAUGUGAGAUGGUUGUUGACAGCAGCCUCAUUGAUUUUGGCGCGCAUGUGGUCGGGCAGACAAUUUCACGCGUAAUCACCCUGACCAACAGGGGGGCGCUGGGUACGCGCUAUUCCCUGACUUCCCUCUCCAGCAGUCACCCUCAGCUGUAUGGUCUGUCCCAGCAAUCCUCUCCCACCAAACAGGGCCCUGUAAACAGCAGCAAUAUAAAAUGUGCUCCUUUGAGCAAUGAAGAAACAGCAAAUAGAGAAAACACAUGGGGCACAACUCAAACUGAAGUACAAUCAGAUCAGUCUCCUACAGGUUGUGACACCUCCAGAGAUUUCGAAGUUUCAGGAGCUGAUCAGGUCUCAGGUGCCACUGAUUUGGAGGACAGCACUGGGAUUGAGCAGGAUCAAGGAUCUGAAAUCACAGAAAUUAAAAUUGAGGAAAAAAUGCUUGAGGGUGAGGUGAAACCAUUUGCUAGCGUCAAACUACCUAUCAUUUUCACACCAAAGAUCCCAGGGGAAACUAAGCUGGACAUUCAGAUCAGCUUUUCACAGUCUGGCUGUGAACCGAUCAUAGUAUCAACUCGGGGUGUGGCAGAGAGUGUUCCUGUGUGGGUAACCAAGCCAAAUGUGGAUCUAAAGAUCUGCAUGUAUGAUCGUCUUUACCAAGACAGCAUUGAAGUUCAGAGCAGAGCCAGCACAGCCCUAAAACUGACAUUUGAAGUGUGUAAGGAGCUAAAGAACCACAUGGAUAUCCUGCCUAAAACCGGCUUUAUUCAAGCCAGGUCCAGCUUUCAUGCCCAACUCAAGUUUCUACCCAGAUGUACUUUGCCAGAGGACGCCAAGUCCUUUUUUGACCAGGACACGGGUGUUUUGGAGGUGCUGCUGAAUAUACAGGUGGCUGAUCAGGUAAAGCCUGUUCCGUUCACUGUCCAUGCUGUUGUUACAACCUCUGAUUUGAAGUUUGACUGCACUGAGGUUGAUUUUGGCCACUGCUCUGUUUCUGAGUCUGUGCGGACCAGCGUACACCUUACCAACUGCUCUUUGCUGCCACAGGAUUUCGGCUUUGUGGGCAUUCCCAAGUUUAUUGACAUCCAACCUAACGAUGGCUUUGGCACCCUGCUUCCACUACAAACACUGAAAAUUGACCUGAUUUUCAAUGCAUUUAAGGCUGGAGAAUACAACUUUCAACUCACCUGCAAGUCAGCAAUUAACAGAGAUUUCCUGUUAUCAUGCCGUGCGAUUGGUGUACGCCCUUUGCUGGAACUUUCUGAUUCGUUAUUGCAGUUCGGGGCCACAGCAGCUGGAGAUUGCUCUACUGCAGUGCUAUAUGUGCUAAACAGCCAUACAAGUCGCAAUGAGUUCACCCACCCUGUGCCACGCAUAGGAAAAGGUCCCAUUGCUCCUGUGUGUGCCAAGUACUUCACAUUCAUUCCCCCAGAAAAAUCUGAAAUCACAGUGACCCCUGUUACAGGAUGUGUGUUUCCAGGACAGAGGUGUCUGGUGCAAGUUACAUUCAGCCCUGCGCUAUCUGAUGAUGACAUAAAGGCAGAGGCUGUUCGACUGCUGUGUCAUAAUGAGGAGAUGAAGCUACAGGAAUCUCAAAAAGCUGAAGUUCUGGACAACUGUAAUAAAAGGAUAGGAUCAGAGACAAAAAGUAAAAAGGAGACAGAGCAGGACUCAAAGAAUCCUCCUCAGAAGAGGACCAGCAAAGUGUCUCAGACCCACAAAACUGAAAGUACUUCCCAACCCCCAAACCCAGCAGACAUUCAGAAAGAUUCAGAUGAGUAUGCUGCUGGGAAGGCCUCUCUUCUCCAGUCCUUUAAAGAACGAUGCAGCCGUUAUGUCAUCCCAUGCUUUGUUUCUAAUGGAGACAUUAGAGAACAGAAAGAAACUGAGGCACCAAUAUACAGCUUGCAUAACACACUUUACCUGGAGCUACAUUGCCCAGCUGUCCAACCCAUGCUGAUGGUCGUCUCAGACAAAGGGAAGACUACCAUCAACUUUAACCAGGUGGCAGUAGGUCAAAAAGUUUUGAAAAAGGUUACAAUCCAGAACAUUUCUUCUGAGCUGGUGGAUCUGAAAUCUUCACUGCUGGACCUGAAUGGCCCAUUCUGUGUGCAGAAUGCAAUGAGAGCUGUCAAGCCUGGAGACACACACACACUCUUGCUGGCUUUCAUACCAGCAAUGUGUAAAAAGUAUCAUGAGACCCUGGAGGUGAUGUGCAGUAAAAUGGCUUUGGAAUUCACUCUAUGUGGAGAGGGGGUUGAACCUCUCGUCACUUGCUCACAUAAGGGACAGCUCCUGGAUUUUGGAUAUGUGCUGGAAAAAGAGAGCACUACCCAAGUGUUUCAGCUCCAGAACUCUUCGUCUCUCCAUGUACAGUUUAAGGUUUUGUUGGACAGCAUCUGCCUUCCUACACAUAAUCAUUUCCAGUUGCUCCCAGCAUUCCUUUCUACAUAUUCCACACCGUGCUCAACUUUAGGCACUCAGAAUUACAGUGGCCAGAGUGUGUUCAGUGUAUCACCUACAGAGGGCGCCAUUGCUCCUGGUAAACAUCAGGACGUCACCGUGUCCUUCCAACCCGACCAUGAGAGUAUGAAGUACCAUGACACGCUCCGUGUGCAACUUAUGAAUCAACAAACAGUGUGUGUUCUGGAAUUACAAGGUGCAGCUAGGUGCCACAACAUGUUUGUAUGUGGUGGUGAUCCAUUAGACAUGUGCAAUGAAUCGCUCAUCCCUCCACACAUUUACAAUACAGAAACAACAGAAUCUACAGAGAGGGAAAAGCCAUCCAGCCCUGUGUUGGUGACCUUGAAGAGUAUGUAUCACGAAGGUCGGGAGAUGGCAGCAGUGCGAAAGUUAGAUGUUGGCUGCAUCCGGACAUCACAACCAGCCAUUAAGAAGGGUGGGGAGUUUUCAUGGGAGAACAUGGCUGUUCUGCAGCAGCAUGGCAUCAAUGUGGACCCAACUAAAGGAAAUGUGGAUGCAGGACAAAGGCGCACUAUCACUAUUUCUUGGACGCCUCCUGCCGGCCAUAAUCCCAGUGAGGUGAUUCAGGUGUGUGUUCCCCUCAUUUUGAAAGGAGUCGAGACUGAGGUGUACAAUGUUACACUCCUGGCCUACACAUCCCACCAUACACACUCUGGAUAGCACGUCAGCAGUAUAUUUUGCUGUAGCUUUUCUGUUUUAAGAUUAUAUAUUGCUAAUAAUCAUACAGAACAACUUAUUUUAAUGUCAUGAAAUAAAUAACCACAUAAAUGUUUAAAAUGUUAUGAUGUGUCCAUAUAAAUAAAUUCAAUCAACCAUAUAAACCAUUUAAAUAAAUUAAAAUUUGCAUCA